GUGUGUGCCGCAACGAGAGGUCAUUUGGAACGCGCGGGGAGAACAACACACACACACUCUUAUUGGUAUCCGAGUGCCUAUAUCCGAUCACGUUGUUUUACCUGGCUCUCUGCUGUCGAUGUUCAGAAGCUGCCAAAAUGACCAUCAAGAAAAGUAAAACCGUCGCCUUUGAAAGCCAUGCUGGGGAUUUAACUGCGUUGUGUUGCAUGAAUGAUUGGAUGAUUGCAGUGGUUCUCGCUAUUCUUGCCAUAAUGUCUGUAUGGGCUGCAAUGAUCAUAUACAGAUCUAUACAGACACUGAAAGGUCCGAGAAGAAAGGUCGAUGAUGACACUAUUCUGGAACCUGAAAAGGACGGAAAAGAGACUACAAACGAAGAAGCACCCCUCUCUUGUGUCGAGUCAACAGGUAAAUCAGCGUUUAUUCGUGUUCACCCUUCACUGAUCGGUUUUAAGAUUUGAAUGAAGACAAAUAUGCCUUAACCAUUCAUGUAGUAGGAUUAUUAUCUUGCUCGUUGUGUUGCUGUAGAUUAUAUGAAAGACCCUCCAUGAUGCUACACUCGGUAGCCUGCUACAGUCAUGCCUACUAACACACACGUGUGCUCAGGUCUCCUUGAACUGAGUGCGCAUGAGAUAGAAAAAUUAAAAAUAGUUAAAGGGGUAGUUGACCCUACUACAUUGGUUCUCCUUACCCUGUAAGGAGUCCAUGGACAAGAGAUGAAGGCAAUCCAUGCUUUGGUUUAGUGUUCCUUGGCACUGGUUUAACAUGCUAAUGUUUGAGACACAAAUCCCAUUCAAGUCGUGAUGGUUAUUACUAUUUUUUUUGCAUCAUGUACAAAUCCUCUGUAAGUGACAUGGUUGAGCUUCACAAUCAAUAUCAGAUACUUUUGGAUGAUUUGGACAUGUGGGGAAAAAUGCUAAUAUCGGUCCCAUGACUUGAAUGGGAUUUGUGCCACAUAGGAUUGUUGUGUGUGUAUAUAUAUAUAUAUAUAUAAAAUGGUAUUGUCAGAAUAAACUAAUCUACAAAUGCUACAACGUUAGCAUGUGGAAAUGGUGCCUGGGAAACUAAACCAAAGCAUGAAUUCAUGUCAUAGCUUGUCCAUAGACCAUUUACAGGGUAAGAAAACCAAUGUGUAAUCUGGGUGAAUUAUCCUUUUUUGGAUAAAAAAAAAGUCAACUCUCAUACCAAAAUUAUAAACUUUGCUGUGCGGAAGCCUGCCAGCAGCCUACCUACCAAAGGUUGCACCAUGUCCAUUUCUAAAUGUAUAAAAACGCAUCUCUAUCCCAACCCAUUUCAACAGUUAUUCAUAUUACCAGAGCGUCAUUUUAUUAUUUCCAACUAUUUCAUGGCAUAUUUGCGGCCGCCAACAUUUUAGAGAAAUGCAUAUGACAAAUCCAGAACCAGAACCAGCCACAGCCUAGCCAGCUGGCUAAUCUUUUGAAUAAGGUGUAAUAAAAAAACACCACAACAUAGCUAGCUAGCUUUUUUCACAACUGUCACUUGUUUGGUGCAAAAACAUUUGCAACAUAGUAAAAUAAAUCAGUGUAUUUUUUAAAAUAUAUAUACCAGUGGGUGGGCUUAUGCCCACCCAUGGCAGCACCCCUGCCCAGUCAUGUGAAGUCCAUAGAUUAGGGCCUAAUUAAAUUAUUUCAAUUGACUGAUUUUCCUUUAUAUGAACUGUAACUCAGUAAAAUUGCUGCAUUUAUAUUUUUGAUAUAUAUAUAUAUGGAAUUAUUUUACUAUGUCUUUGUUUGGCAAACGUUUUGGCACCAAACAACUGGCAUUGUGUUGUGACACAACAGCACAUUUUAGCGUGGCCUUUUAUUGUCCCCAGCACAAGGUGCACCUGUGUAAUGAUCAUGCUGUUUUAAUCAGCUUCUUGAUAUGCCGCACCUGUCAGGGGGAGGGAUUAUCUUGGCAAAGGAGAAAUGCUCACUAACAGGGAUGUAAACAAAUGUGUGCACAAUUUGAGAGAAAUAAGCUUUUUGUGCGUAUUGAAACAUUGCUGGGAUCUUUUAUUUCAGCUCAUGAAACAUGGGACCAACACUUUACGUGUUGAGUUCUAUAUUUUUGUUCAGUGUGUGUCUAUAUACACAUAUUUCAUGCUGAAACCCUCAUAUUAAACACCAAUGGUGUUCACUAAGUUGACGGUUCAUAUUUGGGAUAAUGUUUUCCAGCUUUGCGUCGUGUGUAAGAAUAGCCCUUAGCCGUGGUAUAUUGGCCAUAUACCCCACCUCGGGCCUUACUGCUUAAAUAUACCCUUCCUUUGGAACCCUAUGCACCGCUCAUGUUAGAUAUUUUAUGUAGCCGACACUUUUUUUUAUAUUUGGAAACUGACCAGGGCCCAUUUCCCAAAAGCGUCUUAAGGCGAAGUUCAUCGUUAGAACCUUUUGUAGGAGCAUCGUUAACUCUCCAAGCUUUUUCCCAAAACCAUCGUUACUGAAGUUGCACUUGAAAACGCUUGUUUACUGAAUGCCUCUGCUGUUCUAGUGGUCUGAGUGAGGAGUGCAUGUCUUGUCUUCCGCGUCACAUUACACACUCAGUUUAACAUAGAAUCAAGAGGUUUCCGUCUGACCGCAGAUAACUUCAGAACGAUGUUGUAUACAAAUAAAAAGGUGUUAAUGUCUUUGCAAUUUGUUUUAAACAAGCAAAGGAUAAGAAUAUGCUUCAAAUAAAACGGAUGACUGUAUGAAGAUGAAUGUAUAGAAAUCAUAUUAAAUCGAGAGGUAAAUCCAUUUGAAUUCACCCCUUUUUGAUUUGAACAAAACGUUCCAUACAUAUUUGCCCAUUGUAUAAGUGAACAUAGUGACUUAUUGGGUCCUGAAUGCCAAAAUGUCAGCGAGGAAAAAAAAGGUGUUCAAAGUUGCAUACCCAACUAUACAAUGAGACAUCCAUGUCUUUAUCACUGGAAAACGUCAUCUGUUUAGAUUUGAUCUCAUUUAAAAGCAGGGGUUGGAACCGGUUCAGGGAACAGAACCGGAAAAUAACAUUGUUCAUUUGAAGAAUCCGAACCACUAACAGAACCGUUAUUUUAAAAGCAUGAGAAGCAGUUAAUGUUUUACGUUCCGGCCUUUUAUUUUUUUAUUUUAUUUUUGUCCCACAAAAACGCAACCAAUCGCCUAUGCAAGCCCUCUAUCAAUCAAACGUAUUCCAGUGUCUGUCUGCCAGACUACCUGUCCGACCCCCUCUGAAGCAUGGUCCACUGCAGCCUACUGACGUUUCAGCUACCCACCCCCCCCUCCGACGCAUAGCUGGACCGUUACAAACUUAAUUCAGAAGAUGAUUUAUUUAUUUAGUUAUUUAUUGAUUGGAGAAUGGAAACUUUUUUUCAACGCGAAUUAGGGAUACUGUAGUUAAAACAUUGGAUUUAUUUUUUUACAUUGGGAUUUACGAACUAACAUAGGGUAAGACGUGUGUAAUUCUGGUGCCGCUCUGCAACACAAGCUUGUUAGCUAGCGAAGUAAUUUAAUGUCGAGCUAAAUGUCCAAAAAUAUGAUAAUGUAAGGCGCACACAAUUUUUUGGGGGGCUUUUUGUUGAUAAACAGUUACUGGAGAACUCGACCAGUAAAUACAGGGUGAUUGUAAUAAGGGCAUUAUUCAAGGAAGAUAUCGAAUCGUGCACACCCGUUCUCAUCUCGAGGAGAUUCUGAGAGAGCCCGAAACUGUGUGCUGACAUUUUAUUAAAUGAGGGUUGAAUCGUAGUAUUUCGAUCUCUGAUUGGUCCUGAUGAGUUGGGCGAGGUCCCCUCCAGGUUAGUAUCACUGUUGCAUUGGCUCUGAGUCGGGUUCUCUGUCUUCAGAUGUUCAGCCUAAGAGAAGGGGAUUUUUGUGUGUGUGUGUGUGUUUAACAGUGAUGAUGUGUGUGUGUGUUUAUCAGUGAUGAUGUGUGUGUGUGUGUGUGUGUGGUGUGUCCUCAGAGCAAGAACUCGUGAGUUGGAAGAACUGAGAGACUUAUGGCGUGGGUGUUGUCCUUAGCCACCUGCUGACAAGAUAGGACUCUUUUGUCCAUUGUAUUGAAUAAAGGCCCAACACAAAAUGGGUCAUGCACAAGAUUUUAGUCAGACCAAGCUAUAACAUUAUAUAUUUACUACGACAGGUUGAACUGGUUCAGAACUUUAUUUUGCUGGUCGGAACAGAAGGAAAAAUAAUGGUUGUCUUCAGAAAAACAAUAGAAAAAUCAUUUUAGUUCAAACUGUUUAAAAGCUUACGAACAGGGUUGUCAAACUAUAUAUAUAUAUAAUGUUUUAAUAAAAAUGGUCGGGUUUUUUUAAACGUCAAUUAUCUAAACGCAGAUGUAUUUAUUUGCAAACAUCGGUUGAGACACGAGUCUCUUGAAUACAGGGUGGGUGUAAUUUUUUGGGGGGCUGGUAAAUGUACUAAAAUGGGAAUAACAUUGAAGUAUCUACUUUCAACUGGUACCACAAAGAUGGUUGGCGGUCCACACAUCAGAGAAUGUUGACUUGAAUGAAAAUCUGUCUUUAUACUGUCAAUCCUCCAUAGGAAACUGAUUUUGAAAUAUACACUGAACAAAACAAUUAAUGCAACAUGUAAGGUGUUGGUCUGAACUGUCCAAAUGGCCAUAACCCCUGGAACAUAUCCCCGAUUAUCAAUGAUCCUGGUUAACAAGACCCCCUGCUCAUCGCUCUGGUCUUACCAGUCUUAAAACUCCCUAUGAGCAACAGCAUUUGUCUUAAGUUGAUUUUCAUGUUUUUCGACAGGACCUUAAAGACAAGACAAUAUAGAAAUGACUAAUUAUGUACACUGAACAAACACAUAAAUGCAACAUGUAAAGUGGUGGUCCCAAUUAUUUUAUUUUUUUUAUGAGCUGAAAUAAAAUAUCCCAGAAGUUUUCCGUAUGCAGAAAGAUAAGAUUUUAUGCACAAAUUCAUUUACGACCCUGUUAGUGAGCAAAUUCGUUCUACACUGUCUUAUCACAGCCCUGACUGACUGUGGUUUACCAACUCCCUUACCAAAAUGGCUGACCUUUUUUUAAUACUGUCCUGAAGGUUCAUGUCAUUAUAGUAUUUUAAUUCUAUGGGUGUUUAUAAUCAGAAUGUGAGGAUGUAACCUAUCACUCAUUUUGCACCUGCUUCUAUUUUAGAGGAGACUGCGGUGGUUCCAGAGGCACUGGAAAACUGGGAUGGAGAGGGAUGGAGGAGAGCGCCCAUGAUACGGAUCCCAACAAUCAAUGAGGAUGUAGAACCCAUUGAGAGGAUCCCAACAACAACCAAUGAGAAUGUAGAACCAAUUGAGACGAUCCCAACAACCAAUGAGGAUGUAGAACCCAUUGAGAGGAUCCCAUCAAUAACCAAUGAGGAUCUAGAAACCAUUAAACGGAGAACAACCGAGGGGAGCGAUGGUCCUUAUGCUGAGAGGCAGAUUGAGUUUCACCUCUGCUCUCCACCUGAAGAGCACUGUGGAGGCUUAUGUCAGGACGACUCCCAGUCCCAGACGGACCACACCCAGGAUAAGGAGGAGCAGACCACUACCAGUCACCGUUCCCUCGGUGACCUAAACAGUCAAUCUGGACAGAUGAAGGAUACAGAAGUGUAUAAUAACCCGGAAGAGGAGGGUUUGAAGGAAGUUGAACUGAGGGAUGAUUGUCAACGUGAGGGCACAGAGGCGCCUGAGGCUAGCCGUCUGCAUGCCUCUGCCAACGAGUCUCCGGAAGAUCCAGAAGAUGGAAAUGAAACUCUCCCUGACACCAUGUUGACUGACUCUGACCUUCGAGAACCUGACCAUGUGUGUUCUACAGAGAUGCAGGAAGUAAAAUACCCAGAUGAUGACAUGACCAGCCAUGUUGCCACGGAGAUGAUAUUGAGUGACACUGACCCUCCAGAACCCCUGCCUGGACAUCUGUGUGGUACGGAUAUAGGUGAAGUUGUAUGUUCAGAAGAUUAUGUGAACAGCUUAGUUACCAUCAUGCCUCUAGAAGAGUGGCCUGACAUGAUCUUGACUGACAAUGAUGUUAACAAACGUCUGGCUGACUUUGUGCAUGAGGAGGCAGUAGAAUGUUCGGAUGAUCGAGACAGCCAUGUUGCUUUUGCCAACACCCAGGAAAGUCCAGAAAAUUUGACAUUGAGUGACGCAGACCUUCAAGAAUAUGACCAACUGUCUGUUACAGAGAUCCAGGAAGUAAAAUGCCCAGGUGCUGACAUGAUGACCAGCCAUGUGGAGGUGAUCUAUGAGAAGACUAGAACCAUGGAAGGUGACAUGCAAGCUGACAUGGAAGCUAUGGUUGAGGAUCUCUGCAGUCACUUCCCACAAGUGGACGAUGAUCAUUCUGCAGGUUUUGAAUAUUGUGAUGUGGCGAAAAGAGAAGGUCUUGAUGUCCAUGGAAACGAUCAACAACGGGCUCAAAGCUGGAAUACAACAGGGAUUGACCCUACAGAGAGGAUGACGAGAAACCCUCAGGAACUGUUUGACAAACAACAUCUGAACAAACAGCCAGACAGUCUCCGCAGUGAUCCCAACAGAGACUGUGUUCUUCAUGACAACGUGAUGGAAGGGUUAAGCAGGGAGCCCAUGGAGGCUCGAGACACCCAUGUGGUUUCUGAGCGGAAGGGAGAGGGGGUUAGUACGAGCAUAGACACACAGGUGGAGAAGAGUUGUCAGAAAGUUGAAAUAAACAUCAUGGAAGCCACGAUGGACUACAAUGAAUGGAUGACUGUAAGUGGCACGGACGCUGAGUUUAACACUGACACUCCCUGGGUGAAGAUAAUCUACUCGUCCGUCGAAUGCUCUACUGUUGCAGAGCAUCAUCCCACAGAAACUCGGCGUGAUUCACAUUAUUCAACAAUGGCUGACGCACCCGCAUCAAAGGUCAAAGAAACUGGAACCACACCUGUAUCACUAGAUGGAGACCUGCAGGGGAAUAAGAAGAUGACAGCUGUGCCUCCUAUCAUACCCCAUGCAGUACAGGUGAGGUUCUGCAUCCACUACCACACCCAGUCUCCCUGGCAGGAACUGGCUGUGACUGGAAACCAGCCGGAGCUGGGGAGCUGGACGGCCUUCGUUCCACUGGAGAGGGGCCAGGACGGGUUCUGGGCCAGCUGGGUCGCCCUCCCUGCGGAGAGACUGGUGGAGUGGAAGUUCGUGCUGGUGGAGAAUGGAGAAAUCCAUCGCUGGGAGGAGAGCGGGAACAGACACCUGGAAACAGGUCAUGGUGGUGGAGAGGUGACGCUCAACAGGUGGUGGGGCUACCUCUGAGUGAGCGACCGGUGGGGAGGGUAGUGAACGGCACUAGCGGUCGUUCUCUUCACCAGCGUACUACUAAGAAUGCAUGCCUAAUAUAUUCUAAGUGGUGUGGCUGUUGAAACCGGAUCAGUGUGGCUCUCACAUAGGGAGAGGACUGACUGGCGCAAGGCGUUGUUUAUAGAGAACUUGGUUGCAUCCCAAUUCUCUCCCCUUCACCCUGUAGUGUGCCCUAAUUCUCUCCCCUUCACCCUGUAGUGUGCCCUAAUUCUCUCCCCUUCACCCUG
This is a messenger RNA of Coregonus sp. 'balchen', 7477 nucleotides long. The record is from the annotation of a GenBank genome assembly. NCBI's taxonomy places the organism in Eukaryota, Metazoa, Chordata, Actinopteri, Salmoniformes, Salmonidae.